Adineta steineri is the source of this 690-nucleotide messenger RNA. The record is from the annotation of a GenBank genome assembly. NCBI's taxonomy places the organism in Eukaryota, Metazoa, Rotifera, Eurotatoria, Adinetida, Adinetidae.
AUGCUUCCAAGAUUUUUUGCUUCACGAUUUAUAUCUAUACGAGAACCAUUUGUACUUAUUACACAUAAUAGUGAUGGUUCUGCACCAGGAAGAUAUAUCAGAUAUUUAUCAAAUCCAAAAAUACUUCACUGGUAUGCAUCCAAUCUUAAUCAAAAAAAUCUUCAAAAAAUAUUUCCUAUUCCAAUUGGAUUAGCUAAUACACGAUGGGGACAUGGGGACUUAGAUAAAAUAUCAUUUGCUCUUAAAAACCAUCGAAAACCUUGGUCUCAACGAACAACUUUUCUUUAUGUUAAUUUUGCGAUUGAUACAAACAUCGAUCAACGAACAAAAGCUAUAUCACAAGCAUCAACAAUAAAAAAUGUACAAAUAGUUAAAGAGAGAAUUUCACCAGAAACUUAUUUAGAGCAGAUAGGUAACGCUAAAUUUGUUUUAUCACCACCUGGCACUGGAAUUGAUUGUCAUCGAACAUGGGAAGCUUUAUUGAUGGGUGCAGUACCUAUUGUUCUGACAUCUGGACUUGAUCCUUUAUUUACAAAAACAAGAUCUAUUAUUAUUGAUGAUUGGUCAAAAUUAUCGUACAAUUUUUUAUCAUCAUUCAAUUCUUCGUUAGAUGAUGACUAUGUACCUGAUAUUUUAUAUGCUGAUUAUUGGCAUCAGACAUUUUUUAAGCAUCGAAAGAAAGUUACUUAA